Molecule: messenger RNA, 1495 nt
Organism: Nematolebias whitei (Rio pearlfish)
Lineage: Eukaryota; Metazoa; Chordata; Actinopteri; Cyprinodontiformes; Rivulidae
Gene: desmb
Product: desmin b
Exons: 9
Coding region: 34-1434 (466 amino acids)
Biological process (GO): skeletal muscle organ development
Cellular component (GO): sarcolemma; intermediate filament; cell-cell junction
Source: RefSeq, a predicted model, not a curated record
CCUCUCUGCCGCAGCCUCUUCUGGUCCUCCAAUAUGGCCUCCUACACCUCCUCUGCCCAAACCGCCUCCUCAUACCGUCGCACCUUUGGGCAUGGUGCCUACGCCUCACCUUCCCUGAACCGCCCCCUGCUGGGCCACAGUGGAGGUGCUGGGGGUCAUCUCACCUCCAGGGUCUACGAGGUGACCCGCACCAGCUCCACACCCACCUACAGGGUCUCCUCAGGCUACUACGGCAGGCCUUUAGGGACCUCACGGGCCUCCGUCAGCCGCUCUUACGCCGGCCUGGGGGAGACCCUAGACUUCAGCCUGGCGGACGCCCUGAACCAGGAGUUUCUGACGACGCGCACCAACGAGAAGGCCGAGCUGCAGCACCUGAACGACCGCUUUGCCAGCUACAUCGAGAAGGUCCGCUUCCUGGAGCAGCAGAACCAGGCGCUGACGGUGGAGGUGGAGCGCCUGCGGGGCCACGAGCCCACGCGCGUCUCCGACCUGUACGAGGAGGAGAUGAGCGACCUGAAGAGGCAGGUGGAAAUCCUGACCAAUCAGAGGUCACGCCUCGAGGUGGAGCGGGACAACCUGGCUGAUGACCUGGACAAGCUCAAAAUCAGACUGCAGGAGGAGAUUCUUCAGAAAGAAGAAGCAGAGAACAACCUGGCUGCGUUCAGAGCAGACGUGGACGCUGCUACUCUGGCGCGCCUGGACCUGGAGAGACGGAUCGAGACUCUGCAGGAGGAGAUCGCCUUCUUGAAGAAGAUCCACGAAGAGGAGAUCCGGGAGCUGCAGAACCAGAUGCAGGAGACGCAGGUCCAGAUCCAGAUGGACAUGUCCAAGCCAGACUUGACGGCUGCGCUGCGAGACAUCAGGGCGCAGUACGAGGGCAUCGCCGCCAAGAACAUCGCUGAGGCCGAGGACUGGUACAAGUCAAAGGUGUCGGACCUGAACCAGGCGGUGAGUAAGAACAACGAGGCCCUGAAGCAGGCCCGGCAGGAGACCAUGGAGUUCAGACACCAAAUCCAGGCCUACACCUGCGAGAUCGACUCCCUCAAAGGCACUAAUGAGUCCCUGAUGAGGCAGAUGCGGGACCUGGAGGACCGCCACGGGCAGGAGGCCGCCUCCUUCCAGGACACCAUCGCACGACUGGAGGCGGAGAUCAUCAACCUGAAGGACGAGAUGGCGCGCCACCUCCGUGAGUACCAGGACCUGCUGAACGUCAAGAUGGCGCUGGAUGUGGAGAUCGCCACCUACAGGAAGCUGCUGGAAGGGGAGGAGAGCAGGAUCACCCUUCCUGUUCAGAGCUACGCCACGCUGAGUUUCAGAGAGACCAGUCCGGAACACCAGCAGCGUUCCUCCGAGAUGCACUCAAAGAAGACUGUCCUCAUCAAGACCAUCGAGACCAGAGAUGGAGAGGUCGUCAGCGAGUCGACGCAGCAUUAACAAGACAUCAAGUAAUGAUCUGCAGAGAUGAGAAGAAUCGACAAAAACUAAAUAAAACUGA